AUGUUGCGGGUCUCAGGCUAUGAUGGUGAUGACUUAGAAAGCACUUCCACGGCUGCGGGAUUACCACCAACAAAAACUGUGGAGAACUUACCAGUUCCGGUGACGAUUAGUGAUAUUCACUCAUUUGUUAAUGCCGAGGAGAAAUAUGAGUGUGGAGUUUUCUCUUUCACUACGGUUAUAACGGUUGGAAUUGUUAAGUCUGCAUUCGAGCAAGAAGAUACGAUUUGUCAUAUUUUGGGUGAUCCUGAGGAUAUGGAUAAAGUUUGUCGAGUGGUGACCUACAGUGGUAUAUCUGACGUAGAAGUUGAAAAGACUCUUUUUGAAGGUGGCAUGGCCAACAUAUGUCAAUUAUUCACUUCCAAUGGUAUAAGCGGUUUAAGAGUUCCAAAUGUACUUUACGGUAAGGAUACCCUAUUGUUUGUUGUGGGUAUAUUGCGUUCCUUUUCUAACGAUCAUGGUAUAUUGUCAUUCCAUGUCCGUGAGCUUGUUAACGAGUCAGAAUUCAAGGCCUUC
Molecule: messenger RNA, 513 nt
Organism: Cylicostephanus goldi
Lineage: Eukaryota; Metazoa; Nematoda; Chromadorea; Rhabditida; Strongylidae
Source: the annotation of a GenBank genome assembly